CCGGUCUUCAUGGGAGGCUUGGGCUCUGCCUCGUCUUUUUCAAAGCACACUCUCACGUCGAAGUUGUAUUGAUCGAACGGAGUCGAAUUGACGGUCUCGUCCGUCGCUGAAGGUCAUUCUUCGUUCUAUUCCGCACCGAACGGGUCCGCCCGGCUCGUGUCUUUAUGGCAAGUAGAUUUGACGACAAGGGGCAAAGGAGGAGGAAGAGCGUCUGAGUGCUAAAACUUCUAGGUAAGUAACUUCCAUGGCGCUUCAAAAGUAAUGCACACGAUGCGAAAUUCAUUCUGUUAUCGUGCCCGUGGUUGUCAAUCAAUGUUCUUCUUCAACACACUCCCUUCGACUUGAGACCGAUGAUUGCUCCGGACCGCGUGAAACUCGGCUGCACUCCACAGACAUGGAUGGCCCCCAGACAGAACUUCUGUGAAUGAUCCCUGUCACCUGUGGAACGCCAGUAUCGUGAAGCGUCCUUCCUUGAGUCGUCUGACCUUGGUGCCAUGUAAGUGACGCAGAUGGGACUGACAGAUCCCCCAACUACUAUGUGGACCACUACCAUCGUCCUUGCACUACUCGUCUUUGCGACCAAUGCUUUCGGCGUACGCCACCCAACUGCGUUACAGGGGCGCAACUCCACUGGCCUUACCGAUGUCAUCACUUGGGAUGGCUCCUCGCUGUCAAUCAUGGGCCAGCGGGUAUUCAUCCUCUCAGCAGAGUUCCAUCCCUGGCGCCUGCCCGGGAAUCCUGAGCUGUGGGCGGACGUCUUCGACAAAAUAAAAUCCAACGGCUUCAACACCGUCUCCUUCUGUGUCCACUGGGGUCAGCAUUAUCCCGCUCCGGAUACGAACAAUGGCCAGGGCGACUUUCAGCAAAAUACUUAUCGCGACAUGGAGCUGUUCAUACAAGAGGCGCAGAAGGCUGGUCUGUGGCUGAUCGCGCGACCUGGGCCGUACACCAACGCCGAAGCGACAGGUGGCGGCCUCCCGGGCUGGGUCGGAAAUAUCGCAGGCUCUCUUCGCACCAACAAUCCGAAUUACACCCAAACUUGGGUACCGUACAUGAAUUCGAUCUCGCAAGUAAUCGCUCGGAAUCAAGUUACUGAAGGCGGCCCCAUCAUUCUUGUUCAGGCUGAGGUCGAUCUUCACCAUGCUUCGAACAUGUCUGAUAUACUCAGUACAUUCCAGAAUGAAUACAGCGCUGGUGCUACGCACGCACCGUAUAUGCAAGCUAUCAUUGACCUCUAUCGAGCAAACGGGAUUGUAAUUCCCAUCACCUUCAAUGAUCAACACAGCGGAGCCAACGGGUCAACACGUUUCAUCUCGAAACUCAUGCAGAUUUCUCUGAAUAUUGUCUGCAGAUACUUCUCACCAGACGCAGGUGGAGAGGGAGCUGUAAACAUAUUCUGUGGUGACACAUAUCCUCAAGGCACAAAUUCAUGGAGUCAAGUUCAAUCUGUCUAUUACUCACUCCACAAAGCUAUUGCACCAUCCAACCCGCUCUGUCUAGCUGAGUUUGGUGGUGGAUACCUUCUCAACUGGGGUGCCUCUGCAUUUGGAGGAACUGGUUAUGAGAAAUUCAGUAUUAGUCCUGGCCUGACCAAUGCAGACUAUGAAAAUGUGUUCUAUAAGGAUGCUAUCGCCCAAACAACUACUAUUCUGAAUAUCUACAUGGUGUAUGGAGGCACCAACUGGGGACAAACUGCAGCACCUGUCAGCUAUACAUCUUAUGACUAUGGUGGAGGCAUCAAUGAAAACCGUAUUGCACUUGUGAAAAUGAAUGAGAUGAGGCUUCAAGGUGCCUUUCUGAGAGUAUCACGUGACCUUUUGGCUGCAACUCUGCUUGGCAAUGGCACAAAUUACACCACCUCAUCUUUAAUUUACACAGCAGAGUUGAGAAAUCUUGACACUGGGGCUGGUUUCUACAUUACUCGGCAGAACAACACCCCGUCCACUGAUCUUGUGACAACCCGGAUUCAAGUUCAAACAUCUAUUGGUGCUUUAUUGGUUCCUCAAGCUGGAAGCAUCACCUUCAAUGGACGUGACAGCAAGAUUAUAGUCACUGACUAUGUUUUUGGAGCUAGUCAGACAACAAUAUUGUAUUCAACUACUGAGUAUGUCUAUUCCAGACUCUGGAUUGAUAAUAAGGACUAUGUCAUCCUUUAUGCUGAAGCAGGCCAGACUGGGGAAACUGCAUUCAUGUUUGGUUCCCAUGCAACACAAAUUAUCCAACCAAACCAUUCUGUAAACUCAAGGAUCCUCAAUGGGUCUCUCAUCUUGGAUUAUACACUAAAUGGGACUGCUUUUAUCCCUAUCAGCAUUGGAACAUCCCAGAUUAUAGUGAUUCUUGUUCAAAAAGAUCUGGCAUACCAAUGGCAUGCUCCACUCAUUGCUGGGAAUGGCAAAUUUGGCAACUACUUCUCUAUUGGAACUAAUUCAACGCUUCUGGUGUCAGGGCCUUAUGUUUUGCGCACUGCCAAUAUCAAUGGGAGAACAUUGUCACUAACUGGUGAUCUAAAUGGAACAACUGCUAUUGAGAUUGUUGCACCUCAGUCUGUUUCUCAAUUUAAAUGGAACAAUGCUGUCAUAUCAACUAUCAAAACACCCCAUGGAUCACAUGUUGGCACAAUUGGAAAAUCAGUGACUCUGUCUCUCCCAGAAUUAGGAAAUUGGAAAGUCUCUGGAGGUCUACCUGAGAUUGAUCUCAACUUUGAUGAUUCUUCAUUCACUGUUGCAAACUUGACCACAACCAAUUAUACAAACUUGCCACCACUUUCUGGAUCUCAAGUCCUGUACUCUCAACAAUAUGGAUUCUAUGGUGGAAACCUUAUCUUCCGAGGGCGUUUCCAGGCUACAGGUCAAGAAACUGCAGUCAACCUGACAGUCAUGUAUGGCUUUGCUGGAGGCUACUCAGCCUGGUUGAAUGGGAUUUUCCUUGGCUCCAGUCAAGGAAAUGCCACUGUCAGCUCCUCCUCUGAUGUUUGGGUAUUUCCCAGUGGUGCAGUCAAAACUGGAAAGACCAAUGUACUGGUUGUUCUGCAAGAUCAUAUGGGCCUCUCUGAAGCAAACACUAAUGGUGCCAAGGAGCCCCGUGGUAUCCGUGGAUAUGUUUUGAUUGGUGGAGAAACCAAGUUCUCAAAUUGGACUCUUCAAGGAAACCUAGGUGGUGCUGCUGGUACACCAGACACCUUCCGUGGUUACCUGAAUGAGGGUGGACUUUAUCCAGAGCGAAUUGGAGCUCAUCUCCCUGAUUUCCCAGACAAACUGUGGCCGUCUGGAUCCCCUCUUACUGGUCUCUUGAAGGCUGGUGUCAAUUUCUACCGCACCACCUUUGAUUUCCCUGUUCCUGAUGGUGUUGACGCUCCUAUACGCCUGUCUAUACUUCAAAGCAGUGCAGCAACACCCACCAAUUUCCGCCUGCAAAUAUACCUCAAUGGCUGGCAGGUUGGCAAAUAUAUCAAUAGCAUUGGUCCACAAACCAUUUUUGUUCUUCCUGCUAGCAUUCUCAAACGCCAUGGAUCUAAUACCUUAGCCUUGUCACUCUGGGCUAUGGAUCAGAGUGGUGCUGCUGUUGAAGGCCUGGAGAUUAUCUCUGAUGGCUAUUUUUCCACAUCCCUUCCACUGCAGGAUUACCCUGCACCUGACUUCUCUCCCAUUGAAAAGGCUCUCCGGCCUGCUGAUCUUCAUAUCUCACCUAUGUGAUAGAAUUGUUGGAUGUAUCAAGAGAUCCUUAUGUGUUAACAAAUACAUUUGAUCCACU
Mycena citricolor is the source of this 3750-nucleotide messenger RNA. The record is from the annotation of a GenBank genome assembly. Lineage: Eukaryota; Fungi; Basidiomycota; Agaricomycetes; Agaricales; Mycenaceae.